Vigna unguiculata (cowpea) is the source of this 1158-nucleotide messenger RNA. RefSeq names its product fasciclin-like arabinogalactan protein 11 pseudogene. NCBI's taxonomy places the organism in Eukaryota, Viridiplantae, Streptophyta, Magnoliopsida, Fabales, Fabaceae. The record is from RefSeq and is a predicted model, not a curated record.
ACAAAUCCAACAUAUCAGACACAAACUGCAACAAUCAUUAACACAAAUCAUUCACAUUCUUCCACAGACACAAUCAUCAAAGCCAUCAACAGGCUUCAAUUGGCAAUUGGAAGAUGAAACAAGCAACCCUUUUCUCCUUAUCUCUCUUCCUACUCUUAUGCUCUACCAGUUUGGCCAUUUCACCUGCACCUGCAGCAGCACCAAAAGCACCUGCAGCAAAAACUCCCCAUACCCCAAAGGCUGCAGCACCAUCACCAAAACCAUUAGUCCCCACAUUACCUCAGUCCCCAGACUCCCCUGACUCUGUCCCUGAUGACAUCACAAGAAUCCUCAAAAAGGCCAAAAUGUUCUCAACCCUGAUUCGCCUCCUCAAAACCACAGAAAUCAUGAACAACAUAAACUCACAGCUCAUAACAGCAAAGAGUGGGGGCAUAACAAUUCUUGCACCAGAUGAUUCUGCCUUUUCCAACCUAAAAGCUGGCUUCCUAAACUCCCUCAACGAAGGCCAGAAAAUCGAACUUGUGCAGUUCCACAUAUUGCCAGAGUUUGUGUCAAGCUCAAACUUUGAUUCUCUGAGCAACCCUGUGCAGACAGUGGCUGGCAAAGACCCUGUAAGGCUUCCACUGAACGUGAAUGCAUUAGGUAACAGUGUCAACAUUUCAACUGGGGUCGUCAAUGCCACCGUUUUGGGUGUAGUCUACUCCGAUAAUAAACUUGGGAUUUAUCACGUCGACAAGGUGCUUCUUCCUCUUGAUUUCUUUGCAACCAACAAGGCUCCAGCUUUGGCUCCAACAUCUCUUGCAAAGGCUCCCAAAGCUGCUAAAGAAAACUCUUCUGAUGACGAUCAAGAAGAAACAAACCAGGAUCACAAUAAAUCGGGAGCAGUGAAUUUGGUCAUUGGUGGAACAAAGUUUGUGUCACUUGGCAUAGCUUUGAUGGCAGUGGCAACCAUGUGGUGUUGAUGAUCCAUUUGGCAGCUGUGCUUCCAGUUUUCUGUGCCAAACAUGAUUUUAGUUUCUUUCUCUUUGCUUUUUUUGUUUAAAUUUUGCUCUGUUCCUGGUAUCUUGUGUGUUGGGGUUAUGAAAGGGCGAAAAUCCUUCAAUGAUUCACGAUUCAGUUAUUAAUCCAUAAUUGUUCCAUGAUGUUUUAUGUUCUAAA